Messenger RNA from Trichosurus vulpecula (common brushtail), 954 nucleotides. RefSeq names its product putative olfactory receptor 52P1. The record is from RefSeq and is a predicted model, not a curated record. Gene Ontology annotation, cellular component: membrane. Gene Ontology annotation, biological process: G protein-coupled receptor signaling pathway. The transcript has a single exon. Gene Ontology annotation, molecular function: olfactory receptor activity; G protein-coupled receptor activity. Lineage: Eukaryota; Metazoa; Chordata; Mammalia; Diprotodontia; Phalangeridae. Bases 1 to 954 code for a protein of 317 amino acids.
AUGAUGAAAAAUACCACAGAAGGCAGCUUCUCAGCUUUUUUCUUGGUUGGGAUUCCUGGCCUGGAGGCCUUCCACUGCUGGCUAAGCAUCCCUGUCUUCCUCCUGUAUACUCUGACUCUUCUGGGAAACACCCUCAUCAUCCUCACAGUCAAGCUAGAGCCCAGCCUCCACCAGCCCAUGUUCUACUUUCUCUGUAUGCUAGGCCUUAAUGAUGUGGCCAUUGCCUCAUCCACAGCGCCCAAGAUGCUCGGUAUCUUCUGGCUAGAUGCCCACCUUAUUGCAUUUGAUGACUGCCUGGUACAGAUGUACUUUAUCCACACUUUCUGCAUCCUCGAGUCAGCCCUGUUGGUCUCCAUGGCCUUUGAUCGAUAUGUAGCCAUAUGCCACCCACUACACUAUGCCACUAUUCUGACUACCCCUAUAGUCAUUAGGAUGGGAUUGGUUGGGGCUGCCCGGGCCAUUAUCAUGGUCCUUCCUUGUCCACUUCUCAUAUUGCGACUACCCUACUGCACCAAGUACAUCAUCAGGCAUGCCUAUUGUGAGCACAUGGCCAUAGUAAAAUUGGCAUGUGCCAACACCCUUAUUAACAGAGCAUAUGGCAUCUCUGUGGCACUCUCUGUCAUGGUACUAGACCUAGGACUUAUAACCAUGUCCUACAUCAAAAUCCUCCAAGCUGUCUUCAGGCUCUCCUCCAAGGAUGCCCGAUCCAAAGCCCUGGGCACAUGUGCUGCCCACGUUUCCACAAUUUUGGUCUCCUACAUACCUGCCCUGUUUAGCUUCCUUACUCAUCGCAUUGGCAGGAAAGUGCCCCCAUCCCUCCACAUCAUCUUUGCCAGCGUGUAUCUUCUUGUACCUCCUACAGUUAAUCCCUUAAUCUAUGGUGUGAAAACAAAACAGAUCCGUGACCGAGUAAUGGGACUUUUCUUCCCAAACCAGAAGACAGGGGAACACUAA